GCCAUCUUGUGUUAACUAAUGUUAACAACAACAGCUGUUACGCAUUAUUUUGUAGUCCGCGUUUUUAUACGGAGCACACAGAAUAAUAAAAUAAUGUUCGCAGCAAAAACACGGAAUUUAGUGCGUAAAACUCACCUACCAGGCAACUGGAGCUGGUGCCGCUGGAGCAGCAGCAGUAACAAAACAACGGCAACAGCCGCUGCACCGGAUGUAAACGCCAAUCAACGACAACAGCUACUCAAUGAUCUUGCGGAGCCUUUGGUAACCAACAGCCGGCCAACGAUUGAUCCCAAAGAAACGAGCAUAGUGCUAUUUCCCGGCCAGGGCACACAAUAUGUGGGCAUGGCCAAAGAUCUACUGCGUUUCCCAGGCGCACGACGCAUCUUUGAGCUGGCCAACGAAGUGCUCAAAUACGAUUUGCUGAAGAUUUGCCUGGAGGGACCACGGGAUAAACUCAAUCGCACCGAAUACGCACAGCUAGCUGUGAUGGUAUCCUCACUGGCCGCCUUAGAACAGCUGCGCGAGGAACGUCCCAAGGCCAUAGAAAACUGUGUGGCAACAGCCGGCUUCAGUCUGGGCGAGAUUACGGCGCUUGUCUUUGCCGGUUCGCUGCCCUUUGACAAGGCCUUAAAGCUGGUGCAAGUGCGUGCCAAUGCCAUGCAGUUGGCCUGUGAUCAGCGACCCGGCGCCAUGGCCAUGACCAUCUACGGACCCGAUACAAAUGUGGGCGAAGCGUGCGCCAAGGCGCAGCAAUGGUGUCUGGAUCGUGGAGUAGAAUCGCCAUACUGUGGCGUUGCAAAUUAUAUGUAUCCGCAUUGCAAGGUCAUCGCUGGCAAUGUGGAGGCCAUUGAGUUCCUAGAGCAUCACGCCAAAUCGCUGAAGAUUCGCCGCAUGAAACGUUUGGCGGUCAGCGGCGCAUUUCACACGCCGCUCAUGGAGAGCGCGGUGGCACCUUUCGCCAAGGCAUUGAGCAGCAUUCGACUAGAGGAUCCCAUCAUAAGUGUCUACUCGAACGUGGACGGCAAGCCGUACAAACAUGCCUCGCACAUCUUGCGCCAGCUACCCAAGCAGAUUGUGCGCCCGGUGAAAUGGGAGCAGUCGCUGCACACGAUCUACGAGAGGCAACAGGGCGUAAAUUUCCCACGCACCUUCGAGUGUGGACCCGGCAAGGGUUUGCUGCAGGUGCUGGACAAGGUGAAUGCCAAGGCAGCCCAGUCGGCUCACAAUGUUAUAGCUUAAUCUUAAUUACGAUGUAUAAAAAAAGUGU
Messenger RNA from Drosophila nasuta, 1267 nucleotides. It is a transcript of the gene beg, whose product is annotated as malonyl-CoA-acyl carrier protein transacylase beg. The transcript has a single exon. Gene Ontology annotation, molecular function: transferase activity. Bases 19 to 1239 code for a protein of 406 amino acids. The record is from RefSeq and is a predicted model, not a curated record. NCBI's taxonomy places the organism in Eukaryota, Metazoa, Arthropoda, Insecta, Diptera, Drosophilidae.